Synchytrium microbalum is the source of this 1542-nucleotide messenger RNA. RefSeq lists its product as uncharacterized. Gene Ontology annotation, molecular function: protein binding. The transcript has 12 exons. The coding region runs from base 1 to 1542 and encodes 513 amino acids. NCBI's taxonomy places the organism in Eukaryota, Fungi, Chytridiomycota, Chytridiomycetes, Synchytriales, Synchytriaceae. The record is from RefSeq and is a predicted model, not a curated record.
AUGGGAUCUCCACUAUCAAAAGAAAUAUCCAAUGCACGUCGGCAAGACACUCUCGACCUAUCCUCUCACAGCUUGAAGGAAAUUCCAAGCGAUAUCAAAGUCUGCAAGAAAUUAGAAACGCUGAAUGUCAGUAAUAACUCAUUGACGGAUCUGCCUCAAGAACUAUUGAAACUGACGAAACUAACUACACUGAAUAUAUCAAACAACACAAUCACUUCCUUCCCGUCUGACCUCCCGACUUCGAUAACGGAUAUCAAUGCAUCACAAAAUCGAUUAUUCUGCACACCAAUAUCAAACAAGAUUUCUGAAUUGAUUAAUCUGCAACGUCUUGAUUUGAGUGGAAAUCAGCUUGAGGAUAUUCCAGAAAUAAUAGCAAAGUUACGACAAUUGAAAGAAGUGAAUGUUUCUGACAAUGCUCUUAAAUCAAUCCCAUCAGGUAUCUUCACACUAGCGUCAUUGGAAAUCCUACAUGCUAAAAACAACAAGAUACGAACUAUUGGUGAUAACAUUUCGAAUAUGAGAAUGUUGAAGGAACUCAAUCUGACAAACAAUGCAAUCGUGAAACUCCCUGAAUCUAUUGGCAUGUUGCCCAACCUGACUGUUUUUUUGAUUGGAUCAAAUCACUUGAAGGAUAUUCCUGAAUCAGUCGGAGGUCUUGUAAAACUUGAACUAUUUGAUAUUCAAGAAAACCGACAGCUAGCUGAACUACCAGGAAGUGUAGCCCGUCUACGAAAUCUACGUGGUAUAAACGUGAGAAACACGAAACUGGAAACUCUUCCUUCUGGAUUGAAAUAUUGGACGAAUUUGGUCGAGUUGAUUAUGAAGGAAAAUACGCAGAUUGAAGAGCUGCCUCAAUUCAUUGGAAGUUUAGUCCACCUGAAACGUCUAGAUGCAAACACAUGCUCGCUCAAACAAAUCCCGGAUUCAAUCGGCUCAUUAAGUGAAUUGAUCUACCUCGAUCUCCGUAGAAAUCAGCUGGGAUCAUAUGCUAUACCAAAUAGUAUUGCUAAACUGGAUAAUCUGCAGCGUAUCUUCCUCAGUCAGAACAGCAUCGAAUUCUUACCCGACGAAAUCUGCAACCUCGCCAACCUCAUCGAAUUGGACAUUAGUGAUAACUUGCUUGUUGCAUUGCCGGAUGAUAUUGGUAACCUGACCAAGAUUUCGAGGCUGUAUAUGAAUAACAACAAGAUUGAGUAUUUGCCUAAAUCUAUUGGACAACUAGUAGAACUAGAAGUUCUCGAAAUAAGAUCCAACAAACUCGCAAUUCUGACGUCAGAAGUCGGACACAUGGUCAAAUUACAGAGAUUGGAUGUCAGUUACAAUCUCUUGUCUGAUUUGCCAGAUGAGUUGUACAUGUGUGAUGCGUUGACCACGUUGGAUAUCCGUGACAAUCCCUUUGACAACCCUCCAAUGUCAAUUAUUGGUCAAGGAAUGGGAGCCGUGUUGAAGUAUUUGGAAAAGCAGUCCAAGGAGAAGAAAAACAAGAAUAAAAGUCGCUCAAGGGAAACCAUGAAGGGAUCCAGAGACACAAUCAACCACUAG